This is a messenger RNA of Cuscuta campestris, 1070 nucleotides long. Lineage: Eukaryota; Viridiplantae; Streptophyta; Magnoliopsida; Solanales; Convolvulaceae. The record is from the annotation of a GenBank genome assembly.
GGAGUUCUUAGGCAGAGAUACGGUUGACGGCUGAGACUUGUUUUCUCGGAUGUGUUUUGCCGAGCAUCGACCAACAUCAAAGCAUCUUCAUCCACUUUUCCCGCGAGUUGCAUCACCAGCAGUUGCUAUCGUCGCCAUCAUUUUCUUGUCCUCCUUGCGCGCGUGGGUAGCGACUGACGGAAAGAAGGAGGAGCAACGGUUCUUUGACUUUGAAUUUGAAUUCUUCAACAAAUCAAGGUUAGUCGUGGUUCAUAUGUCUAUUGUUAGGAUUAAGUCGUAGAUUAGAACUUCAUUGAUGUAUAUUCUUGCAAUUGAAUGUGAAAUUUGUUGAUUAAUCGAUGAUUUGCUUGGAUUGAGGUUGGGUUGGUUCAUCUAUGGAUUCUCCGCCAGGCUACCAGCGAGAGUAGAGGCUGGGCAAUGGCGUGUGACAUGCUGGGCAGUCGGCUCUGGCAGGGGCUAGGCAGCGGGCUAAUUUUGGCAGGGUGCCGGGUCGGUUUGGUGUGGCAGUGUAUUGUUUCGACGGGUGCAGCAUGUCUGGAAUUGGAAUCUCAGUUUCGAAUUUGCAUUGGGACCAUUAGACAGGUAUUUAGCUGGGGCAUACCUGGAGGGCAGCAAGACAGAAAGGAUGGAACUUGAUAACUACGAAGUUGAUGCUAGCUCAAACUAUGCUAACGAUAUGGGAAUUAACAAAGAAAAGACAAAAAAGAAGAGCUAGAUCAACUACUUUGGGAGGUGGCGCCUACCAGCUCAUCGUAGCUUUGUGAUACCUGAAACUAACUUGGAAGACGAGGUCGAGAUAAUUGAUCUCUAAGAGCACCGUGUACCAGCACAACGUUUCAAUGUGACGAACCAAGGGAAAAUUGUGAAGACAGUUUACCCACCUCUAAGGGGAUAUCUACUUGCCCGAUGGAGUGCAAUGAAGGCUAAACGAAAGAUGAUGAUAAGGCGAUGCGUGAGCGUGAGGAAUGUUGACUCGAAAAAGACCAGUAGCACCGACAAUACGCACAUCGUGUGCCUUGAGAUAUCGACAUCUUGUUAAUGCACUCAUAAAAUAACAUGUGACCCCCAUU